This is a messenger RNA of Gallus gallus (chicken), 3941 nucleotides long. It is a transcript of the gene LRRN4, whose product is annotated as leucine rich repeat neuronal 4. Gene Ontology annotation, molecular function: protein binding. The coding region runs from base 264 to 2693 and encodes 809 amino acids. The transcript is spliced from 5 exons. Lineage: Eukaryota; Metazoa; Chordata; Aves; Galliformes; Phasianidae. The record is from RefSeq and is a predicted model, not a curated record.
CCCUUUACCCCCGCGCUCAGUGGAAGACGGAGGCGGCAGGCCGGCCCGGGCAGCGGCGCUGAGAAACAGCAGCCCUCCCACCCUCCCGCGAGGGGGGAAUGCUGCGGAGCCACCCCCUCUCCAGGCAGGGGCAGCGAGCCUGGAACAAACAUCGCCUGCGCUUGUGGGCAGAGCCGCGAGCAGGGGAAGCCGGGAACAGAACGCAGACCUCAUACGCUCCUCGGCUGAGUCACCAGAGUGUAUAAAACAGAGCCCGGCCGCUCAUGCUGCGCCAAAGGAGAGGCGCAAGGCGUCGGGGCUCUCGGGCAGAUCUUGCAACUAACUGCAAGCCAUCCAGCAGGAAGAUGUUCUCCCUCUUAUUCAUCCUUUGCCUGCUGGAAAGGAACACAGCAUCAGGCCCGGUGAGCAGAGCAGAGCCUGCAGCAUCCAGGGACUUCACCACCGUUUUCCAGCUGGCUCAGGGAGACCCUUGGGAGAACGUUAAUCUCACCAGCAUGUCCUGCGAGGAUCGGAAGAACAGGACAUGGAUCACCCUGCAGCUGACCAACAGCAGCCUGACGGCUUUCCCCAUCUGCCUCCCGGAGGUCCUGCAGACCUUGGAUCUCAGCAACAACCUCUUAGAAGAGGUGAAUGGCACAGAAAUAGCAAACCUCCCACGGCUGCGCGUCCUCUCACUGAGGCAGAACCUUCUCCAGGCAGUCAGAUGGGGGUCAGAAACCUUCAGCAGUCUCCAUUUCCUGGACUUAAGCUUUAACAAGUUGUCGUCUGUGCCACCAUGCCACACCUCUUCAAUGCCUAACCUGAGGUGGCUGUCCUUGGCUGGAAAUCCCCUGACUGAAAUCCAGCCACUGGCUUUUUCCUGUUACCCCCAGCUACAGUUUCUGAACCUCUCCACAACUCUGCUUGGGCAUGAAGGCAGCAGGGGAAUUCAGGAGUCUGCUUUUGCCAUCAGUCUGUCCCCCGGCGAUGCUCUGCACAGUCCUGAGAACACCAUCAGCGUGCUUGAUCUGAGUGGGACCUUUCUCGAGAGAAUUCAAGUUGAGUGGACCAGAGACUUGCCCAACCUCAGAUUACUUCACCUGACAAAGAUGCCACAAUUACGAAGCCUUGAUACCGACUUCAGGUCUAUGCCUCAUCUCAGAGAGCUGAACUGCCGUGACUCCCACUCUCUGGGCUUCGUGAGGACAGAGAUGUUUGAAAGCACACCGAACCUAAGCCAUCUCUCCUUUCAAAACUGUAACCUGAGUUCCUUUAAUUCUUGGAAUACCAAUUCUUCGGACACUAUCAUCAUCAACUUGCAUGGAAAUCCUCUGCAGUGUGACUGUAGGCUCUCCUGGCUGCUCUCCACGCCCAAGAUUGUGCUGCAAAAGGCUUCGGACACUUUUUGCACCACAUCCCAAGAAAACUGGGACAGGCCUUCAGUUUCUUUUUCACUGCAAGAACUGUACAAUAAAUGCCAGACUGAGAAAGAUAUCUCACUGCUCGAUUCAAACACACCCUCCAGCCAAGGAGACGCUUUCAGCCUUGCCAGCUACUACACCACGACUGCAGCAGUGACAACAGACUCUGCUCUGCUAAUCAAAGACACUUACAUUCCUCUGAAUGAGGAAGCCAGUGUAAUGAGCACAACUGCAGCCAACCCAGCUGAGCUGAUGCUCACCAAAGCCAACGGUUCCUCCCCUAAGGAUGAGGCAGUUUCCGAAUCCAUGAGCCAUCCCCCUUUGCUCACAUCUCUAACCACCUCCCCCGGUUUUCUCAGAGAGCUCUACAGCCAGACCACGGAUUAUGGCUCUGUGAGUCAAACUGAAACACAGCAGCUCCAGGGAGAGCUCAGAAAAACUCACAUGGCAUUUCCCCAGGAACGCCUAUUCAGCCAGCCCGCUAGCGAGCGUUCUACUCCAGCAACAGGAAAACCAGAUGCCGUUCCCCAUUACAUUCACUCCUUCGCUGUGGAAAGGACACCACAAACAAAUCUACGGCAGCCAAACUCCACCAAGUCCAGCACUCAGUCAGCAUCCGCACCCACCCGGCCCCGGAUCCACUAUGUAGAUGACUAUGAAUACAGCGAGGAGACAACGGAACCCCCCGUGCAACAAACGUACACCUCCUGUGACUACAACCCUUGCAGACACCUUCAGAAGCCGUGCAGCGAACUUCAGAGAGCAUCCCCGUGCUUAUGUCCCGGCAUGUCAACAGAGAAUGAAAUUCCAGACCCACCGAGGCUCAGAGAGGUGUCUGAAGUCACAGACAGCUCUGCACAGAUACACUGGUGUGCCCCAAACUCCGUUGUUCGUACCUAUCAGCUGCUGCUUCGUGACCAAGGCAGUGAGGAGGGACAGCUUGUCCUGGAGGACAUUUACUCCACAGCGAGGCAGUACACUCUGUACAACCUCUCACCAUACACCACUUACCACGUUUGCGUGACUGCUUCCAACAGCGCAGGGUUAAGCCACGCAGUAAGCCAGGGAACUGCAGGCAAUUCGUGUGCCAGGUUCAGAACAAAGCCCAGCUACAAAUCUGUCUUUGCUGCUCUGUCUGCAGCAAGUGGACUCUUCCUCAUUUCCACAAUUAUUUUGUCCAUUUGCCUGUGCAAGGCACGUAAAAAGCCUCACAGCGAGCAGUACGGUACACAUCUGGUCUCCUACAAGAACCCAGCAUUUGACUACCCGUUGAAGUUACAAACAGCAGAUUAGCGUUAGGUGAUUGCUCUACACAUUCCAAGGUUGCUGUCUCUAUCACUUCGGUACGUUUUCCUUUAUCAAAAGGUCCUUCAGCAAAAAAAAAGGGAAUAUCUGACUUCGUUGCCACCAUGUUUCUAGAGGAGAAAAGAAUUAAAAAAAAAAAAAAGAGGCAGCCAAACAGAAAAAAUGCCUUUGGGUUCUUGUUCUCGUGCUAAGCAUGGACAUUAGCCUUGAAAAGUUAGUUUUAUGCUCACCUACAGAUACACUAACAUACAUCUCACACCGUGAGGUGGUGCCUUGUCAGCUGUCAACCAUACGGUCCACGCACAGCGAGAAUCUGCAGUGCAUCUCAGCAAGCACAACAGGUACUGCUUUCACUCACCUAAGUGAGGCUGAGUUUUCAUUUUCAAAAGAGCAUUACUGGCAGGAGCGUGAGACAGACCUCUCUGCGCCCAGCAGCAAGGUGCUGUGCGCAUCCAACCCCAGUAAAUAACUCCGGUGAGCAAAACUGCUCAGCUCUACUUCUGGUCAGGAAAAAGAACCACGAAGGUGAAUUGCCAAAAGGCAGAGCAGCGCACGGCGGGAUCACCACAGCCAGGACAGUUGUCUUGUUCUGACUUGGUGUGACGUGCCGCAACUGAAGCUUCCAAGUGCUGCCACAAUAGCAACCACAGGCAGCACUGAGUUUGGAAUACAGCUCCUCACAGAAGGGGCUGGACGGAGCACAUCAGCAUUUACUUCACAGCUGACUUAAACAAGAGCUUACUGCUCAGUUCUGUCUGCAGAUUGAGCAGGCUGAUGACUUGCCUCAUGCAGAGGCACAGAGCCAAGCAAAGUAAGAACUGAAUGUGUACGUUGCUGAGACUUGAAAAACUGAGAUCACGUCCGCUAGCAACAGCAGGGAUUUAUGCAUAUGUUUUUCACGUGUACUUCAGGGUACUCAUUUGUGCUACACUAAUAGCAACAGAUGCUGACAAUCCCCGUCCUUCAGCAGCUCAGAGACAUCUUUUCAUUAGAAGUUUUUCUGUAAGAGGCAGCAUUUGUCCAGGUCAAACAUUUCCCUCUAACGACUGCUGUUCAGAGAGCAAGGUAUAGGGAGCAAGGUAUGUGUUUCUGCUGUUGUAUCGAUAGAGCACAUAAAGUCCCCGUCUCAGAGGAUGAAGGGUGCUGUACGCUGCAAGAGUCUCUUUUCUCUCCAUAUUUUUUUAAUGCUCCUUGUAUUAAUGGAAAUAAAAGGUACAGACUGGUUCUUUGUUAAAA